Molecule: messenger RNA, 2059 nt
Organism: Ricinus communis (castor bean)
Lineage: Eukaryota; Viridiplantae; Streptophyta; Magnoliopsida; Malpighiales; Euphorbiaceae
Product: notchless protein homolog
Exons: 13
Coding region: 164-1579 (471 amino acids)
Biological process (GO): ribosomal large subunit assembly
Cellular component (GO): nucleolus
Molecular function (GO): protein binding
Source: RefSeq, a predicted model, not a curated record
AAAACCCAACAAAAGCCCUAAUUCUUCAGCGUAACAUUACAAAAAAGAAAAACCAUAACUCAAAACCCCCCAUAUUAUUAAUCUAUUCCAUUUCAUAUACAUACAUAUACACAGACAUACCCAUUACAGAACCCCUAAUUUUAGAGCAGUAGAAAAGAAAAAAAUGGAAGUAGAGACAGUGAAUAACGUGAUGUGCCAAUUCGCAGAUAGAGAAGGGACAGCUUUAGGAGCUCCUUUAUAUCUUCCACAGAAUUCUGGUCCACAACAGCUUCAAUUGAUCGUCAAUAAACUUCUCAACAAUGAAGAGAAGUUGCCAUUUUCUUUCUAUAUAUCAGAUCAGGAGCUUCUUGUUCCCCUUGAAACUUACUUACAGAAAAAUAAAGUUUCUGUGGAGAAGGUACUAUCCAUUGUUUAUCAACCGCAAGCUGUUUUCCGAAUUCGUCCUGUUAAUCGUUGUUCGGCAACUAUUGCUGGUCAUGCAGAAGCUGUUCUUUCAGUUGCUUUCAGUCCUGAUGGGCGACAAUUGGCAAGUGGCUCUGGGGAUACCACAGUUCGUCUAUGGGAUCUUAGUACCCAGACACCAAUGUUUACAUGUACAGGACACAAAAAUUGGGUACUCUGUAUUGCAUGGUCGCCAGACGGAAAGUAUCUCGUGAGUGGGAGCAAGGCUGGCGAACUUCAGUGUUGGGAUCCUCAGACUGGAAAGCCAUUUGGCAAUCCGCUUGUGGGCCACAAAAAAUGGAUCACUGGUAUCUCCUGGGAACCAGUCCACUUGAGCGCUCCGUGCCGUCGGUUUGUUAGUGCUAGCAAAGAUGGUGAUGCACGCAUAUGGGACGUUUCAUUGAGGAAGUGUGUUAUUUCUCUCACUGGUCAUACACUUGCUAUAACUUGUGUGAAAUGGGGUGGAGACGGAGUAAUUUAUACAGGCUCCCAAGAUUGUACCAUCAAAGUUUGGGAGACUACACAGGGAAAGUUAAUUCGUGAAUUGAAGGGUCAUGGCCAUUGGGUCAACUCUCUUGCUUUGAGCACUGAAUAUGUUCUUCGCACUGGAGCUUUUGAUCAUACUGGCAAAACAUAUUCUUCACCAGAGGAAAUGAAAAAGGUUGCUCUGGAAAGAUACAACAAAAUGAAAGGCAAUAGCCCUGAGAGAUUAGUUUCCGGUUCUGAUGAUUUUACUAUGUUUCUUUGGGAGCCUGCUGUUAGCAAACACCCCAAAACCCGCAUGACAGGUCAUCAACAGCUUGUAAAUCAUGUCUACUUCUCACCCGAUGGGCAAUGGGUGGCUAGUGCCUCAUUUGAUAGGUCAGUGAAGUUAUGGAACGGCGUGACUGGAAAAUUUGUUGCUGCUUUUCGAGGACAUGUUGGGCCUGUAUAUCAAAUCAGCUGGUCCGCUGACAGUAGACUUCUUUUGAGUGGGAGUAAAGACUCAACACUGAAGGUUUGGGAUAUCCGGACACAAAAGUUAAAACAAGACCUUCCAGGUCAUGCAGAUGAGGUAUAUGCUGUUGAUUGGAGUCCUGAUGGUGAGAAGGUAGCAUCUGGUGGUAAGGAUAGGGUGUUGAAGCUGUGGAUGGGCUAGAUAAGCAAAUUCAAGAAAUGUUGGCUGGAAUGAUUGAAAUGUCAAAAGGACAAUAGUCUGCAGUUCUCAUAUGAUAUCUGGAGACAUUAAUAUAAGGCACAACGGCAUGAGAACAAGAAUGUAAGUACAGAUACCGGAAUGUUUGGAGAAGAAUCAAACCUAUUUUCUCAUGGCCACUGCAGUUUUGCAACCAUUGAUUAUGGUGUUUACAGAUUGAAGAUUAGGAUUACCUCACCUUUCUAUCAGUAUAUUGCUGUCAUAGCAUCUCAAUGUCUUGACUCUUCAUUCAAUUCCUUUCUCCACCGCUCGGGAAUCAAGUGAACUGUUCCAUCUUCUGGGAUUGCGGUGCAUUCAGUUUAUUUCUCGUUUAGUUCAUUAGUUUGUGCAAUUUUGUUAUUUUUAUGACAGUGUGACCGGCAAUUUCUGGUGAAUGUACUUUGAGAUGAUACUAGAUAUAAUUAUCUUCAUUUCCUUUCCUUA